GCACCGCUGCGCUCGUCUCCCUCCGCCUGCUGGAGGUGCCUGCGGGGGAGAUCGCGGGGCCGGGGCCGGGGCCGGUUCCUGGCGCUGGGAGUGGCUGAACGAUGGAGGGCUUCGGCCACAAGCGGAGGAACGCCGACGGCACCGGCUUGGCCAGCCUGGUGGACUUCCUCCUAGCCAACGCGAGGGUGGUCUUGGGCGUCAGCGGGGCGGCUGUGCUGGCACUGGCGACGCUGGCCGUGAAGCGGCUCAUAGACCGAGCCACCAGCCCGCCGGACGACGAUGAGGACGUGAAGGCCAAGCAGAAGUCCCUCGAGGAGAGCUGGCAGGAACUCAGUUUGACCCAGACGGUGCCAAAACCGCAGCUCACGUCGAGACGGGGAAAACCGGAGGAGCCGCUGCUCUCGCCGGUCAAAAGUGGGACUACUCAAGAACCCGAGGACAUUGUUCCAUCUCCGGAGAUGCCUCCGCCGGAACUGAAGACCCGCCUGUGCCUCACUCUUCAGGAGAAACUCCUUGCCCACUACCAGGAUCGUGUCUCCGCCUCUGAGGCCAGAGAGAACCUGGGGAAACGGCUGUCGGAGGAUAUCUGUGCCGAGUUGCAGAACUGCCUGAAAAAGUACUCCAAACUGCCCUUCGGCAACGCCUUCCUUAGUGGGGACCUCUGCGACGGUCUUGUCGGAGGGGAAAACCUGGAGGUCAACCUUGUGCUCCCCCUCGUUCUCGAGCCUGACCUUUGGGCCCCGAUCCCAGGGGAGCAGACUGUGGUGAACGACCCCCGCAUCUGGAUGAUCAAGCGGACGGGUUUGGAGUAUUUCCUGAGGGGAAGCAGUCCUUGGGAUAGGUUCAUCGUGGGUGGGUAUCUCUCCUCCAGUGCCAUCGCCGACGCUCUCUGGAAGGUGUUGGAGACCUCGAUCAACUGGCUGGCCAUUGGGAGCGCGCUGGAGUGCGUGGUCCGGCCUGUCGUGGCUCCUAAGGAGCUCAAACUCGAAGUCAGGCACGAGCAGAUCCACCUGGAUAUAACCCUGUGCCCGAUGACGGAAGCCGGGGACAAAACCCUUCUUGCUGCGUCCUUGGAACAACCGGUUGAGAACUUCUGGCAGCAAAGCUUCUAUGCUAUGGAGGUCUCCAGACUGAAAAAUCUGGACGCCAGAGAUGCUGGUGUCCGGCAGUGCUGUCUUCACCUCUUGAAGGCUGUCUUUGAAAACCACCCCUCCUGGCGCAAGCUGACCAGUGGCCAUUUGAUUCAUGUCCUCCUACACCUGAGCGAAACUGAGUCCGAUUGGUCAGAGGCGGCCCUGGCCGACCGGUUCCGGCAGGCCCUGGAGGAGCUGCUCCGAUACCUGGAGGAGAGUUCCCUCCCUUGCUAUUUCGACAGCCGGAUCAACCUCCUGGAGCACCUGAGCUUGGAGGAAAUUGACGAGAUCGGCUUCACGUUGUACGCGGCUCUCACGGAACCCGAUCUUUGGAACGGACUCGGUUUAUAAACGUCUUGGGCGAAGACACAGCUGCGCUUUGUGUCCACUCGCGGAGAGGGGUUGAACAGCUUGGAAGGAUCCUCUUUCCACUGGGAUGGUUCUUUACACAUAAUGAAGAAUUUACAUUACGGACUCUUGAAGAAAUGAUAAAUAUGGAUUUGAAGGAAAAUGACCUGGGGUACAAGAGGAGCCUUCUCUCCCCACAGGGCCAUUUCUUGCAUUACUGUCCAACCCAGAAAUCCUAUUUGGAGUAGAUACUUGAGAUUCUUACUGAACACGUGUGGAUUCAAGACAUUCUUUCCGAGCUGGGCGGUCGGUCAGCACAAAAAGCCGCCAUGCCUUGGGGGUUCGCCCCGAAGACCAAGGCAACGAAUCCUCGCGGAGUCCCUGAAGCCCUCCCUGUGCCAUGGUAGUCAGUAACAUAUCUUAGUUGUUCAGUUCCAGAGAAGUCCGGAGCUCAGAGGAAAAUUGCAAAUUCGUCUUUGUGGUAGGCCGGCCCCCAUUCAGAGCUGAAGCCUAUCUUGUAGGAAUGAAAUUGGGACCUUUGUUUGUGUUGUCUGUCAAUCAUAUUUUGCCAGUAGUCAAGAUAAGUGCCAAAGGUGGGGUAGAAUUGGUAUCUGGGUCUACGGGAAUGGGCUGACGGUCUUGGCUGCAAGCAAAUGUUCACCGGGGUCCGUAGUGCUAUCAUAACGCUUCUGUUAAAGGCCUUCGAAUCGUAACGAUGUCUGCCUUAUGAUUUUCCCCCUCCUUGUGCCUCUUUUUGUAUUAGACCACCCACUGGUCCAUAAGCAGAUUUGCCCCCCCCCCCCGAUAGUCUGUUUUGUCUCGACGCAACUGGAUGUUGAUACAAGAUUGUAGGGAGCUUAUAUUCUUCCUCGAAAGGCGUCCCCAAAUCCCUUUAUAUGUAAAAAAAAAUUUUUUUUAAGCUAGAGAUCUAUGCUAUGUGCACUUUGCAUAAAACAAGAACCACAGAAACAAAAGAGGCAGAAUCCCACUGCGUCCCUGUCCCCCCUCGGAAAUCUUGCUUGAGCAUAAAAUGCCACGGGUGUUCUAGGGAAGUCUUAAACGUAACGUGCAUUUCAUUGUUAGUGAGCACACAGCUCACUGUGUGGAGGGUUUCCUGUGUUGUGUAAUUUCCCUGUUGAAACUCUGGCUGGAGUCACCUUUUACCCCCUUUUGUGUUCUAAAAGAACUUUCUGAAAAAUAUCCGAAGAAAAAUGGUAAAACUGCGUCUGGGUAUUGAAAGAAAUUAACUGUACGAUGAUGGGGCGAAUGUACCGUGUAUCAUGAUGUGCAAUUUUUUUUUGGCUAACUUAAUAAUAGAUUGCAGCUGAUCGGGCAUUGCACAAAAAAAAAAGGUGUGGUGAUAUGGAUUGUAUUUAUGGGGCAAUGGAAUGCCUUUCCUACUCUCCCCCCACCCCAAAUUUGUGUUCUAAGUGCUGUCAUCCAAUUCUUUGUGAAAAA
Gekko japonicus is the source of this 2939-nucleotide messenger RNA. It is a transcript of the gene MIEF2, whose product is annotated as mitochondrial elongation factor 2. Gene Ontology annotation, cellular component: mitochondrial outer membrane. Gene Ontology annotation, biological process: positive regulation of mitochondrial fission; mitochondrion organization. The transcript is spliced from 4 exons. Bases 102 to 1484 code for a protein of 460 amino acids. The record is from RefSeq and is a predicted model, not a curated record. NCBI's taxonomy places the organism in Eukaryota, Metazoa, Chordata, Lepidosauria, Squamata, Gekkonidae.